AUGAGAAUUCACACUGGAGAGAGGCCGUAUACAUGCCCCCUGUGUGUAAAAAGCUUCUGUCAUGCAGGAAACUUGGCAGCGCACAUUAGAAUUCACACUGGAGAGAGGCCGUACACAUGCCAACAGUGUGGAAAAAGCUUCAAUAAUACAGGAAACUUGGCAGAGCACAUGAGAAUUCACACUGGGGAAAAGCCUUACUCUUGCCCUCAGUGUGGAAAGAGUUUUAAACAAAAUGGCACCCUUGAAGUCCACAUGAGAACACACACUGGAGAGAGAAGUUUUACUUGCACACAGUGUAGGAAAAGUUUUUCUCAAAAACAAAACCUUGACACCCACAUGAGGAUUCACACUGGAGAGAAACCUUACACAUGCACAGAGUGUGGUAAAAGUUUCCCAUAUAAAAGCACACUCAAACACCAAAUGGUAAUUCACGCCAGAGAGAAGCCGUUUGUAUGUGCUCAGUGUGGAAAGAGCUUCACGACCAAAGCUAGCCUCAUGAACCACAUGGAUGGUCACACUGGAACCAUAGUGUUCACAUGUGAUCAGUGUGGAAAGAGUCUCACACGCAAAGACUCCAUUAAGCAACACAUGAACACUCACUCAGGAGAGGAUCGUUUUAGAUGCAGUGAGUGUGGAACGGGCUUUAAACAUAAAAGAAUCCUCAGCACUCACAUGAAGCUUCACAAUGGUGAUUAGAGUCCUCAAAAUUUAGGCCUUGUCCACACAAAUACGGGUAUAAUCAAAACGGCAGCUUUUUAAUAUAGUUUGGCUGUUCAUUCACGUGAAGUUUAUUUAUAAACUACUUUCGAGAGGAUCACAUGCUUAUGAUGGUCCUGCAUUAGCUAACACAUGAUUCACCAAUCAGAUGAAUCCUAACUCACUAUAAAUACCCAGAGUAGAUUUACCUCAGUUACCUUCGUCUUGAAGAAUACCCCUCUUUUCUAGAUUGGGCGACACGGCAGCCCAGCGGUUAGCACUGUUGCCUCACAGCAAGAAUGUCACAGGUUAAAGUCCUUACUAAACCAGUUGACAUUUUGGUGUGGAGAUUGCUCAUUCUCCCCGUGCUGACUUGGGUUUCCCCUGGGUUCCCAUGUUUCCCCCCAGUCCAAAAACACACAACCUAGGUAAACUGAACAUUUUAU
Messenger RNA from Danio aesculapii, 1142 nucleotides. Its product is annotated as gastrula zinc finger protein XlCGF49.1-like. The transcript has a single exon. Gene Ontology annotation, biological process: regulation of transcription by RNA polymerase II. The record is from RefSeq and is a predicted model, not a curated record. Gene Ontology annotation, cellular component: nucleus. Bases 1 to 696 code for a protein of 231 amino acids. Lineage: Eukaryota; Metazoa; Chordata; Actinopteri; Cypriniformes; Danionidae. Gene Ontology annotation, molecular function: RNA polymerase II transcription regulatory region sequence-specific DNA binding; DNA-binding transcription factor activity, RNA polymerase II-specific.